AGAACAAUGUGUCGUUCACAAUAAUGGGAUUACAGCCAUCUAGCCGGCUGCUCACCCUCCCUCCCUCUCUCUCUCUCUCUCCUGUCAUCCCCUCUCUCUCUCCAUCUGUUUGUUGGUAGUCCUGCGUCCUCCCUCUCUCCCCCUCUCUCUCGCCCGGUGUUCAGGCUCUUUCAGUUCUUGUCGCCUCUUUAAUUUUAAUUUUCUGGAGGAAUGAAAGAAAAACGGACUGUUUCCUGAAAGAAGUAAAGAGGAGCUGCCAUGUUGGCCUCCUCCAUCCCCCCGUCACUCCUCCUCUUCCUCCACAUCCUCUCCCCUUUCUCCCAACCUGUGGAUGCCUCGAUACAUGUGGAGUUGAAGGGCGCCCCCCUGUCGCACCUGCUCCUGGAUCCUGGAGCGGGACGUAUUUAUGUGGGCGGGGUCAAUAAUCUGUACCAGCUGACCACUGACCUCGAGGUGUUGUUGCACGUAAAGACCGGCCCUUACCGGGACUCCCCAGAGUGCCUCCCACCAAUCGUGCUCCAGGAAUGCCCAUCAGCCAAGGACACCGACAACUACAACAAACUGCUGCUGAUGGAGACGGGGCAGGGGGCGGAGCCAGGGAGUCUGAUAGUCUGUGGAUCACUGUUCCAGGGAAUCUGUGAAAAGAGGAGUCUGUCCAAUAUUUCUCAGCUCAUCUAUCAGACGUCCAAUCCCGUUGACACUCAGUACGUCGCAGCCAACGCUCCAGGUGUCUCCACUGUUGCCGUGGUAAUAACCACGAAAAAUAAGCAGGAAGGGGGUGGGGAUGGUGACGUGCUGCGUCUGAUGCUGGUUGGUCGAAGCUACACUAGCAAAGGCCCUGGCGACAUCCCACCAAUCACGACACGGCGGCUGUUUCCAGUGGUUCCACCCCGCAGAGCGUUCUCUCAGGAGGAGGAGCUUGGAAAACUUGUUGUAGGAAGUUACUCCGAUUACAACAACCACUUUGUGAAAGCCGUUGUCCAUGGCAACCAUGUCUACUUCCUGUUCUCACGGCGGCACAAGAAGGAGUACCGGACUUACGCCUCCAGGCUCUGCAUCUCUGAUCGCAGCUUCUACUCAUACGUUGAGGUGCCGCUGCUGUGCCAGGGUGGGUAUAACCUGGCACAGGGUGCGUGGUUAGGAAACCACUCAGGUGAACCUCACCUGUUUGUCGUCAUGGCAGCGGGGCAGGCGUCCACGCCCGUAGCAACAAAUCGUUCAGCUCUCUGCGUUUAUGGCAUGGCGGAGUUAGACACAAUGUUGCGGAGAGCACAGGAAGUGUGUUACACAGAGGGAGGACAAGGCAGCGGUGGAAAGGAGGAGGCCUACAUCGAGUACGGCGUGUCAUCAAAAUGUCUCAAACUGCCGAAGGACUCUCUCUCAGAGUACCCCUGUGGAGGGGAACACACCCCCAACCCCAUCGCUAGCGCCGUGCCCCUCAAAGCCACGCCCAUUGUCAACUCCACUAUACAGCUGACCGCUGUCACCACAGCGACUGAGGCGGGCCACACCAUCGCUUUCCUGGGAGACAGAAAGGGACAACUGCAAAAGGUGUUGGUGAUCUCCAGUCAGUCAGGCCAUCUGUAUGGCAGCGAGUUGGUGGACAGUGGCAGUGCCGUCAGCGCUGAUCUCCUAUUGGAUGAGAGCCAGGAACAUGUUUAUGUUUUAACAAACAGCAGGCUGUCGAAGGUUCCUGUGUCAUCCUGUGAGAAACAGACAGACUGUCGCUCCUGUCUCGCUGUCAGAGACCCGUACUGUGGCUGGUGUGUCCUGGAGGGAAGAUGUUCCCGGAAACAUCAGUGUCAGCGUCACCUGCAGCCCAACCACUGGCUCUGGAGCUUUGAACCGACCAGUCAGUGCGUGACAGUGCAGAGCCUGCAGCCGGCCAAUCACAGCAAAGAAGAGCAGACGCAGGUAACGCUGUCGGUCCCCCAGCUUCCCGCCCUCGCGAAGGAGGAGUCUCUGUCCUGCCUCUUCGGGCUGCUCCCGCCUCAGCCUGCCAUUGUCAUGGGAAACAGCAUCACCUGCCAAUCCCCUGCCCCGGAGCACCUCCCACCUCUGCCCACAGGAAGCGAUCACAUGAUCCUGCCCGUGUCACUGAUGUUUGGUCAUGUGACCGUCACAAUGGGCGACAUGACCUUCUAUGACUGCAUGGCUGUAAGCCGACUGAACCAGAGCUCCCAGUGUUUGGCGUGUGUCAGCAGUGUGUGGCGCUGUAACUGGUGUCCUCUGGAUCAACUCUGCACUCACAACCACAGCUGUCCAAACCAGCACAUCAUCCUCAACCACAGAGACUCUCCUGGUCCUACUUCCUGUCCGCUAGUCUACGACCUACAGAGCUCUGCUUUAGUUCCCAUGGGCCUGAGCGCCACAGUGGUGCUGCGGGGACGAAACCUGGACGUCUACACUGAUGAAGCUCCGUAUGUGUGUGUUGUUGAAAUCGAAGGAUCCCCGACUAAUCUGACAGCUUCUGUGGAGAAAAUGCACGACAACACGCACACCUUCACCUGCAUGCAGCAUCAAUUUCAACAUCCAGUCAGUCAGCUUCAGUAUUCUGCUCCUGUCUACCUGCGGAGAGGGGAACGACGCAUUGAUGCCUCACCUGGACUCCGACUCCAGCUGUAUGACUGCUCAGCUGGCCAAUCAGAUUGCUCACAGUGCAGGGCGGUGCCUAAAGAGUACGGCUGUGUAUGGUGUCCUGGAAGCCCAGCCCCGAGCUGUGUGUACAGCCGAACCUGCUCCAGUAAACCUGCAGACACCUGCCCGCCUCCUCAGAUCAUAAAGGUGGAGCCUGCCUCCGGUCCUCUAGAGGGCGGCAUUCUAGUGACGAUCACAGGAUCGAACCUGGGCAUGAAGUAUGAGGAUGUGGUGGGCGGAGUCACUGUGGCGGGUAUUCAAUGCCUGCCUCAGUCUAAAGGUUACAAGAUCUCCACCAGGGUUACUGUGGGAACAACUCGUGGGAGGUCAACAAAGAUGUUCACCUAUCAGGAUCCUCUGCUGCAGGAUCUCAUUCCUAAUAAAGGUCCCGUCUCCGGAGGAACCAGGUUGACCAUCAAAGGACGACAGCUGCUCACCGGGCAGACGUCUGACCUGAGCGCCUUCCUGGGCACCCAGCCCUGCUACAUAGUUGAAGAGGUGAAUGACACGCAGCUGGUGUGUCAGACUGGUUCCAGCAAUCGGACGGGUCUCGUCCCAGUUCGGGUUCUGUUUGGUAAAGCCGAGCGGACUAUUCCAAACGUUACCUUCCAUUACCUCGAAGACCCCGUCAUCAUCAGCGCCAUACCUGCCGAGAGCUUCUACGCGGGUGGGCGUGUCAUACGAGUGGAGGGCAGGAACCUGGAUGUGGUGCAGCAGCCAAUCAUAUCUGUGUGGGUGGAGCCUCUAGAGGUACAAAGGGUGAAACGGAAGAAACGACUGGCUCUUCUCACCUCCAAGCAGCAGCUCGUCUUUAACAGCACCAUGACAACGGUAUCAGAGCGCUGCUCCAUCCUGUCGUCCUCUCAGAUGACUUGCCCGACCCCCAGAGUGAACCCAGAGGUCAAAGUUAAGGGCGUCUGGUUUCAGCUUGAUAACGUCAGAGUCCACUAUGAGAGCAUCAAGGGUAAAAGCUUCACUUACUAUCCAAACCCAGUUUUAUUUCCAAUCAACCGAGAAAAUCUAGACGUGCCGUUCCGUUUCAAACCUGGAGGAGUGAUCGCUGUGGAGGGCCAGGACCUGACCAGAGCCAUGUCCAAAGAGGAAGUGAAGGCUUGGCUUGGAGAUCAGGAGUGUGACGUGAAAACUUUGGACAGCACUCACUUGUACUGUGACCCUCCAGAGGUCCAACCACUCAGUGUGGAUGACAGCAAUGAGCUUCCUAGCCUCAAGGUUUUCAUGGGAAACCUGCAGGUGGACCUGGGAUUGGUUCAGUACGACAGCAACUCUCUGCUGCCUGCUGUCCCAUUGGCUGCUCAGAUCGGUUUGGGGGCAGGAGCAGCUGUCAUCAUCCUGUCAGUGUUGGUCAUCAUCCUCAUGUACAGGAGGAAAAGUAAACAGGCUCUCCGAGAUUAUAAAAAGGUUUUACUGCAGUUAGAAACUCUGGAGAUCAACGUGGGAGAUCAGUGCCGCAAAGAGUUCACUGACCUGAUGACAGAGAUGAUGGAUCUGAGCAGUGAUGUGGGAGGACCAGGAGUCCCCCUCUUGGACUACAGGAUAUACGCAGAGAGAGUUUUCUUCCCUGGCCAGCAGACGGCGCCACUGAGUCGUCAGCUAGAUCUGCCUGAGUCGAGGAGGCAGACUGUGGAGCAGGGCCUGCAGCAGCUCAACAACCUGCUCAAUAACAGACUCUUCCUCACCAGGUUCAUCCACACUUUGGAGGCCCAGCAGGGUUUCUCCCAGCGAGAUCGUGGCUACGUGGCCAGCCUGCUCACCAUGGCUCUGCACGACAAACUGGAAUACUUCACUGAAGUCAUGAAGAGCCUGCUGCAGGACCUGGUGCAGCAGUAUGUUGCCAAGAACCCCAAACUCAUGCUGCGCCGAACAGAGACGGUCGUUGAGAAGAUGUUGACCAACUGGAUGUCCAUCUGCCUCUAUUCCUUCCUGAAGGAGGUGGCGGGAGAGCCUCUCUACAUGCUCUACAGAGCCAUAAAGUAUCAGGUGGACAAAGGGCCGGUGGAUGCUGUGACGGGAAAAGCCAAACGAACGCUCAAUGACAGUCACUUGCUGCGGGAGGACAUUGAAUAUUGCUCAGUGACUCUGACGGUGCUGGUGAAAAACGGAGUCGAAGUUCAGCCAUGUCCUGUUAAAGUGCUCGACACUGACACGAUCACACAGGUGAAAGAUAAGAUUCUGGAUCAGGUCUACAGAGGAGCUCCAUUCUCUCAGAGACCAUCAGCUGACAGUCUUGACCUCGAGUGGCGUUCAGGCCAAGCAGGUCAUCUGACCUUGUCGGAUGAUGAUGUCACAGCAGUGGUUCAAGGUCGUUGGAAACGACUCAACACACUGCAGCACUAUAAGGUUCCCGACGGCGCCACGGUCGCUCUCAUCCCUCGUUCUCAAAGUUCAGGUGGAGUGGGAGUCAACCAGGUCUUCCAAACUGGAGAGAAAACGCCAAUGCUGGAGGGUGAGGAGGAGGAGGGUCUCCGUCUAUGGCACCUGGUGAAGAGCAGUGAAGAUCCUGAAAUCCCAAAACACAGAAAGAGCAGUAUGAGGGAGAGGGAGAGAGCCAAGGCCAUCCCAGAGAUUUACCUGACCAGGCUGCUGUCCAUGAAGUCGUCUAUAUUCUUAAUUCCACUGGGAUUUCUAAAUACCUUUGUCACUUUGCUGUCUGCUUGUGUUCAGGUGAAAGAUAAGAUUCUGGAUCAGGUCUACAGAGGAGCUCCAUUCUCUCAGAGACCAUCAGCUGACAGUCUUGACCUCGAGUGGCGUUCAGGCCAAGCAGGUCAUCUGACCUUGUCGGAUGAUGAUGUCACAGCAGUGGUUCAAGGUCGUUGGAAACGACUCAACACACUGCAGCACUAUAAGGUUCCCGACGGCGCCACGGUCGCUCUCAUCCCUCGUUCUCAAAGUUCAGGUGGAGUGGGAGUCAACCAGGUCUUCCAAACUGGAGAGAAAACGCCAAUGCUGGAGGGUGAGGAGGAGGAGGGUCUCCGUCUAUGGCACCUGGUGAAGAGCAGUGAAGAUCCUGAAAUCCCAAAACACAGAAAGAGCAGUAUGAGGGAGAGGGAGAGAGCCAAGGCCAUCCCAGAGAUUUACCUGACCAGGCUGCUGUCCAUGAAGGGGACAUUGCAAAAGUUUGUGGAUGACGUGUUUGUGGCGAUACUCAGUACAAAGCGUCCUCCUCCGAUCGCCGUGAGGUUUUUCUUCGACUUUUUGGACGACAUGGCUGAGAAACAUGGAAUUGACGACCCAGAAACUGUCCACAUCUGGAAGACCAACAGUCUCCCUCUCAGGUUCUGGGUCAACAUCCUGAAGAACCCUCAGUUCGUUCUGGACGUUCAGGUGACCGACAGCAUCGACGCCGUUCUGUCUGUCAUCGCUCAGACCUUCAUAGACUCUUGCACCACCUCUGAGCACAAAGUGGGACGGGACUCGCCUGUAAACAAGCUGCUGUACGCCAGAGAGAUCCCGAGAUACAAACAGCUGGUGGAAAGGUAUUACAGUGACAUCCACAGUGCUGCGUCAGGCUGUUAUCAAGAGAUGAAUUCCACUCUGACUGAACUUUCUGGGAGUUUUGCAUCAGAAAUGAACAAUCUCGUGGCUCUUCAUGAGCUCUACAAGUACAUCAACAAAUAUUAUGAUCAGAUCAUCAUGUCUCUGGAGGAGGACAGUUCAGGGCAGAAGAUGCAGCUGGCCUAUCGGUUGCAGCAGGUCGCCGCCUUGGUGGAGAACAAGGUCACGGACCUCUGAUGUGUUUUUAUCUUAAAUGAGGAGAGGAGGAUGAUGGAGGAUGGGGAUGAAGAAUCAUAAGAAACAUCUUUACAAAGACUGAAGCAGUGGAAAUGAGUGGACUGCUGUGGCACUGUGUCUUCCUGCUGUGUGCAUCUGUGUGUGUGUGUGUCAGGAUAUAUGAGCUUUUAUAGUCCGACUCAGGAGAUCCCAGGUCUUUAGAUUUCCUCACAGAGCAGCAGCACUGAAACUAAAGUUAAACUAACCUAAACCAAACCUGAAGCCGCAUUACGCCGACUGACACCAGCCUAUGGUGGAGAACGACAAUCUUACCAAUUAGAUCAGGGAAUAUCACCAUCACCUGCUGCCUUGCACUAUGUUUCCCAGAGUUCCCUGCUGUUCUACUGUCUGUGAGUCAAAAAGCACAAGUGAAAUACUCAGAUUCUCAUGUAUUGAUUAUUGAGCUCCUGGUCGCAGACGUGCUGUUUGUAAGUUUCGCCUUUUCUACUGAAACCAGCAGCUCUGAUGUUGCCGAUCUGGGCAGAGUUUUAAGAAGCGCAAUAAAAGAACCAAAAUCAGGGAGCAUUUAAACCACGUUUCAGCGUGACUCCAGUUUCUCAUUAACAGUGACCUGCUGGUCCCAGUCCUUCCAGCCUUCCUCAGUUACAGGUGUGGGUCCAGACUGCUUCAUCAAUAUGUUUUGCAUGAGCGCAGCUUUAGAUUUAGUUUGAAACUAAACCAGUGAGUGCUGAAUGUGACCAAGUGAGGAUCUUUGUCAGAGAUGAAAACAAAUUUAAUCCACAUCUUUUUGACUCCAAGGAAGGGACUGCAGUGGUAACAGGAUCCAGUGUGACAGUCCUCUCCUAGACUGUCCCAGACUAAUGAUCCAGUCUGAACUUUAGCUUUAAGAAGAGUGAGAGUUUGAAGCUUAGUCUUCAAAGUAAACAGGGUGUCUGCUUCCCAAAGCCAAAGUGGGAGCUGGCUCUACUUCUCUUUCUAUUUUAGGAAACUCUCACUCUAGACAAUCCUUUUGAUUUCACCAGAUGUGUUCAGCAGCAUCUCUCCGCUCUGAUAUGCUGAAAGGAAAAAGUACUUUUACCACUUACAGAAGUAGUUAUGAAUCAGGUGGGUGUCAUGCAUGCUCAUACACACCACAAUUGCAAACUUCAGCCACAGUCCUCACCCACAUCAGCUGGUAGCUCAGCAUGUUUUAACUGCUUCAGCCUGCCCGCAGUUGCUUUGAUGUGCAAGCUGCUUUGCAGCCCAGCUUCACCUUUCAUGGUGCAUCUCAAAGUGAUAUGUCUUCACUGAUGCCUGCUCUGCCCUGUGCUGGGUCUUUAUCUUGCUCUCCCUGCCUAUUGCUGACGUGCAUUGAAGGAUAUGCGCUCUAAUGUCAUUUUAUUUCUAAUUGUUAAAGUUCAUAGAUUAUUUUAAUGUUAUAAAUAACCCCUUUUGAGUUGUCUAUACAGAAGGGUUCGUAACCGUUUUCCUGUAACUCCAUAAUGAAGCUAAGAAGCAGGUCACUAUGGCUAUUGUGUGCAAGAACCUUUUUAACUCUUUUCUCCUUGAAAGGAACCCUUGAAGCUCUUUUCUGUCAUGUUUCGGUCCCUGUUCCUGCUCGUACGCUUGCUGGAGCAUUUUAGGUGAUUGAAGGCUUCUCAGAGUGCAGCUGGAGCUUCUUAGGACUGAAGGAAUUGAACAAAAGUCCAGCCUACGAAUGACUGAUGUCCUUAAUUUAGACAGUGUUGUGCAGGUGAAAGGAGGCAGUGGUGGAGACGGAGACUGGAGUCACACUGAAUGUUGAACUGAAACAUUGAAGUCGAACCUGCUGAAAAAACAAUCUAAAAUCUGUGGGAGGAGUUAAAGAGUGUGUGUGUGUGCUUGUGUGUGUCUGUGUGUUUGUGUAAGCGACAUAAAGAGAUAAAGAGUGGCUGUGUGCUAGCUAGUUACUAACUUAUUGUGUGUACAUACUGUAAGUCCUAUUUAUACUUAUUUAAUCCCAGCUGUGCCUUCACUCUUGCAGCUAGGUGGCGCUGUCUGUUCUGACAGCAGCCUUAUUGAUCAUGUGUCCCCCUGCUAAUUGGGAAAAUAAAUCAGUUUAAAUACUUAACUUGUAUUGAACCAGGGAAGGAAAAACAACAACAGCAACUUACACAAACCCUGACAAUAUGCCAGAAGAACCCACCCCCACCAAACACAACAGAGUAAAGCCACAAACCCUGAGCACAAACAGCACGUACCACGCUGUGCUCGGCUGCUGUUUCAGGUCACAGAUUGCGGCGAUUGUAGCUUCCUGUUUUUCUCUGCUUGGCGUGUAUGUCCCCCAGCAUUUCCGCUGAGUUGCAACUGUUAAAAAUGUUUUUUAUCAUUAGGUGGACGCAGUGUACUUCAAGAACGAAGCUACGAGUAACUUGAAACACUGGUCCGGGUGUCGUGCCACGGUUGUUACCGGGUGCUGCCACAGCCAUUGUUAUGGUAGCCGUUUUCAUCUACUUUAGAUCUGCUGAGCUACACGUGACAGGUGUUAGUUUACAGCUCUGAUAUCAGAUCUGCCCGAAUCUAAUGAGUGAAGUUUAAGAGAUCGAAGGCUCAUUUUUAUUACCAUUACCCAACACACGGUGGUAAAAGGAAAUUGUAGACGUAGCUGCUGCAUGCUACUAGUGAAAAAAGGAUGGACGAUGAAUUCAGCAGCAUCGCAGCCUGAGGAAAGAAAAAAAGGAAGAAAAGAAAGAAAUCUGGUGGUGCACCGCUGGAUCCGCUGCAUUGCUUGGCAGAUGGCAGCAGGGUGAACAGGCUGUGGAUGGGGUGGGUUUUAUCUGUGCAUGUAUCUCACCAGUAUCACUUUUACUGGGUAGAUGGAUGCUGCUGAUGCCCUGCGUGGUUUUAAUCACCAACCACAGAGCUUUCAGGUCUUGGCCUGUGCACAUCCAGUGCCACAUUUUAAAUCUGUGGAUGCUUUCUCGUUCUCAUCAGUAUUGUAAUGUUUAUAGCACAAAAACGGUCGGAGCCCUCGAGGAUCCGGACUCACUGCACAUACCGGGAUUAAAGGGUGGUGUAAAUUCCAGAUCCCGGUUUAAAGAGUCGACGUCUCUCGGGAUAUUUGGAUUCUGCUCGACGUCACAGCUGGGUCUUCAAGGCAGCCGUGAUGUUUCAGCUGUUAGUGUGUCGUCUUGGUCUUUGUGGAUGGCGUUGACGACACUGGGUGCGCGUCCCCGGUGUUUUUGGCCUCUGGCUGGACUGAACCUAGCAGGUGGACUCUGAUGAUGGUCCCUGCUACUGAACUGAACCAAACCAGAGACCUGAACCAGAUUUUGCUGACCCAGUUCUUCCUGCUGGACUUUUCUUCUUCUUCUUCUUCUAUUUCUGACUCUGUGUUUUGCUUGUGUGCUUUUUGAGCCUGUGUUUGACCCGUAGUUGUAGUUCUUCGGUCACAAUAGAUUUCUGCAUGCGUGUGUUGAUGAUGAUGAUGCAGAUGCAGAUUUAUGGUGCUUCUUCAGUAUAAUUUUCUUUCUUUCUUUUUAAAGGUGAGGGGCGGGGCUUAAAACCUGCCUUGUCAGUGAUGAUGCGCAUGUCACCUGAUCUCUGUACAGUUUGAUCCUCCGCUCUAAUUGGUUGAGCUCUGUUUGUUACGAAAUUGUUUUUUUUUUUCUACUAUAAGGGAAUAAAAAAUAAAUAAAAGAAACUUUAAGGGUUUGUAUAAAAGAACUCCAGGAUCAGUUGUUUCUACUGACUGUGUACAGUUUGCUAACAGUGUGUAAAUGUGCCUGUAAAUACCUGUCUGAGGAUGAUGAUGAUGAUGAUGAUGAUUCAGUCUGCAAUGGAAAUGUGCUUUUAUUGUGAAAAGGCAGGAGGCCAAACACAAUUUGUAUCAUGUAAAAAUAAAGUUAUAAUUUUAACAGUU
This is a messenger RNA of Neolamprologus brichardi, 10267 nucleotides long. Lineage: Eukaryota; Metazoa; Chordata; Actinopteri; Cichliformes; Cichlidae. The record is from RefSeq and is a predicted model, not a curated record.